Paramecium tetraurelia is the source of this 1083-nucleotide messenger RNA. RefSeq lists its product as uncharacterized. Gene Ontology annotation, molecular function: threonine deaminase activity; L-serine ammonia-lyase activity. The record is from RefSeq and is a predicted model, not a curated record. The transcript has 2 exons. Gene Ontology annotation, biological process: L-serine catabolic process; L-threonine catabolic process. NCBI's taxonomy places the organism in Eukaryota, Ciliophora, Oligohymenophorea, Peniculida, Parameciidae.
AUGGGCUGUGUCCAAACUAGAUAAUACGAGAAGUGCACUAUGAUUUCAUGUGAAGUCAAGUAUCUCAUCCCAGAAUUAGUUUAAGCAAUCAAAUUAGCUCAACAAUGUCUCUAUUCUCCUGAAUCUCCAAUCAAGCUUACUCCCAUCAAACCAAUAAACAGAAUCUAUUGUAAAAUCGAAAGUACACUACCAUCAGGCUCGGUUAAAAUAAGAGCCAUCUACAAUAUGCUUUAUAGAUUGUAACAGAAAAAACGGCACAGAGGCGAUGAAGAGCUAAAUUUAGUAAUAUGCUCUUCUGGGAAUGCAGCCACUGCUUGUAUAGAGAGUUUGAAACUUUUAAAGUCAGAGAGAAAGUUGAAUCAGAAAUAGGAAGGAAUUGCAAGUGAAUUAGUCUAAGAUGAUACACCUACUGAUCCAGGAUUGUCUGCAGAAAUUAAAGAUGAAUAGUUCCAAUCUAAAAUAAAACCAUAUGAAUUGAUUGGCAAAUUAAUAAUAUUCUCGAAGUAUGUCAAAGAAAUUCAUUAUACUAACGAUUUACCCAAUGUGACCAUUAUGCAUUCAGAGUUAAAUAAAAAUGAAAUCGAAAAAGAGGCAAUUAAGUAUAGUGAGGAAAUGGGAUAUGAUUACUUGGACAUUCAGAACGAUUUUGAUGUUUUUGGAGGCUAUGCCACUAUAGGAUUUGAGAUUGAUUAAUGGCAAGUUUUAACAAAUACAAAAAUAGAUUAAAUUUUUGUCACUCUAAAAAGUGGAGCUAUGAUUGCUGGAAUAGCUUUCUAUUUAAAAUACAUUGCAUAAAGUAAAAUGCGCAUAAUAGGAGUGAUGUUAUGUGGAACAACUAGAAAGGAUGCAACUUUAUGUUAGCAGAUCAUAGAAGGGUUCAUUGAUGAGAUUCUUUAUGUAACUGUUGAGGAAGUGGAGAGGGCGUAAUGUGAAUUGGCAAAGGCUGAGGAGAUUGCUGAGUUUAAUUGUGCAAUCGCAUAUGCUGGAUGCAAGAAGAGUUAAAUGAAAAAUAGUUUAGUUGUUCUUUCGGGUGGAAAUGUGGCUGUCAAAGAUUUAGAGACCUUAAUGAAAAAAUACGAAUGA